AUGUUACCCUCAAUGAAUUUCGCUCUAUCAUCCGGCAGUGCAUGUACAUCCGCUUCACUAGAGCCAUCUUAUGUUUUAAGAGCAAUAGGGACUGAAGAGGAUUUAGCACAUUCUAGCAUUCGAUUUGGUAUCGGACGAUUCACCACUGAAGAGGAAGUUGAUUUUACAGUCGCUGAACUAAGUAAACAUGUUCAGCGGCUCCGUGAAAUGAGUCCUUUAUGGGAAAUGGUAUCAGAGGGAAUCGACAUAAAGUCGAUACAAUGGACACAACAUUGA
Molecule: messenger RNA, 276 nt
Organism: Schistosoma curassoni
Lineage: Eukaryota; Metazoa; Platyhelminthes; Trematoda; Strigeidida; Schistosomatidae
Source: the annotation of a GenBank genome assembly